Molecule: messenger RNA, 1279 nt
Organism: Lecanosticta acicola
Lineage: Eukaryota; Fungi; Ascomycota; Dothideomycetes; Mycosphaerellales; Mycosphaerellaceae
Source: the annotation of a GenBank genome assembly
AUGUCUUGGCUCCCCCGAACUCCGCAAAGCUCCGGCGCAUUGAACUUGAAUCCAGAACAGCAACUCGCCAACUCUGCUAUCCCAACACACCAUACCAUGGCGUCGAUAUGUCACCGCUGCGCUGUCCGCCUCCGCCAUGCCGCCCAGGCAGCGCCGACGAGGGCCUUCUCCACGACUCCCGCGGCGCAACGCGCUGUCCCUGCCUUUACCGAGUCGCCCAAUCCUGAACUGAACGAACUCUUCUCGCUCAUUAGAACGAAGCUAUUCCUACCCAACUAUCUGGACAGGCGAGAGAGGAACCUCAUUUUCAAAGAGAAGUAUAGGCAAAUGCUGCUAGACAAUCCACCCACCGUAGAGAUGGGAGAUGAGGAGUUCACGCUUGAACCGCUCGACAAGAGGAGAGACCUACCGGCCCGUUGUCCAACUGUUCGGAAAGCACUGGAUAUCAUGAUGGAAAAGGACAGCAAAGACUGGCACCAGUUACCGACUUUGAUGCAGGGUUUGAAACAAGGCCUCAACAAGCCGCUAAGACUCGAGACGCAAGAGAAGAUAAUUCGCAAGGCCGUACACGCGGACCAAAUGGGCGUAAUACUCCAAUGCUUGGAAACACCCGAGCGCACUGGCAUGGAUCUGAAACGCGAUGGCGUGCGGAGAACUCUGUUAUAUGGCCUGCGUGAACUGGCGCAGAAGAAAGAUUGGCAUCGCAAGGCGACCGACAAGGCUUUACGGAAUGCUAAUCUUGUCAGUCGGUUGUUGGAGAGUGAGGAGCAUGGCGGUGGAAGGAACUUGAAAGAGAAUGAUCCCAGGACGAGGCCUGAAACCGUUGGCAUCUUCUUGGAGCUGGCAGCUGUAUACGCGUAUCGACAUGCUGGUGCAAAGGACGACACAGGACUCGUGAAGGCAUAUGCGGAGAGACUGACGAGCUGUCUAGAGAGAGCGUCCGUUGAGGUGCGUACUGCUGAACCCGAGGUGAUGACGAUAACUGACAAUGUGACAGCCGCAUGGUCUCAACUUAGUGAAGAGGACUAAGGCGAGCGAAGACCGCGUAUCAACACAUGCUCGGCAGUGGCCAAUGCUGAGUGCGAUACCCAUCUGGCAUGGAAUAUUUCUGGCCCAGAAGAUCCUCGGUGAGGACAUGCCCAACAAUGCCAUCGCGACCAAAGCAAUUGCAGACUACGAGACCCGCUUGAAUGCGCUUGCGGCGGAACUGGAGUCCGAUGAACCCACGCCAUAUGGACAAGAGGCCUUGGCCGCGUGGAGAGCCUGCAUACGUGAUUGA